CUUACUCUUUCUAAGUUGGGUGAAUCAUGGCUAUGCGCUAACACACCCUUUUCCAUCAUUUAAUUCUGUUAUUCUCGUCAUCAACAGCCUUAUGUGAGCAACAGUGAGCCUGUUAUCUUGAACUGCUUUGACAUCCAAGACCCAUUCACCCACAAGCUUGUACUAUUCAAACUACAAGGUUGCUUUUUUUGAGAAAAAUUCCAACUGGCAGCAUCGAUCAUGAAUCAUAUCAUCUAGAAACGUUUCCUGUUUCUCUUGCCUCGGUAUCUCAUACUGGAUCACCUCUAAUUCCAGCUUUCGAGCGCAACCACCAAAAGUCGAACUCUAGUCCACGAAACAAAGGUACCAGGGGUCACGUCAUAAUUUGGGCUAGGUCCCACCAUGCCACUCGUGCCCAAGCAGCCUUAUCUACCUGUGAGCCCAGGGGUGCUCCUUGCGUUCAUACAACUAGAUUGCCAAAGAUUUGCUCUUUGUCGCAAUGGACGGUCCUGAUAAAUGCGACGGAGAUGCGCAGGUUUUAUCCGCAGGCGCAAAUGAUUCGACAGCACAGCACGACCUGGAGGCCGCUAAGAAAGAUUUCGAUAUCCCACCAGCGACUGCCCUAGAGCUCUUGUACCUCAACAUCGAGAUGCUUGUCAAAUCAGCUGAGAGACAAUGUUUACCCGUUGACAGGAACUCGGUGGGCGUGUCUGGGGCUCGGCGUGAUAGCAUCUCCAGCGGAGAAGUCACUCCAAUAAGGGUCACCGAGUUGCACUGCUCUCCGGCAGGUUAUGUUGGGGCCGGUCAUGAUUUUGUUCAGCAGAGCGUCCUGUCCAAAAGGUUCGUCUCAAAGCGCGAACCACCGAUCAACAUGAAGGACUAUCUGCAACGGCUGCACCGAUACUGCCCGAUGUCGACAGCUGUGUACCUAGCUGCUAGCGUGUACAUUACUAGAAUGGUCGUGGUUGAAAAGGUCGUAUCAUUGAAUUCGAGGAACAUGCACCGCCUAGUGUUGGCUAGUCUCCGCGUGGCCAUGAAAUCCCUGGAAGAUCUCAGCUACCCCCACCAUCGUGUAGCCAGAGUCGGUGGGGUGAGUGAGGGCGAACUGUCGAAGCUCGAGAUCAGCUUCUGUUUCCUUGCAGAUUUCGAGCUGCGAGUUGAUCUCCAAAUGCUCGUCGACCAGGUCAAGUACCUUGAGCGGUCCACAGGCAUUGAGGGGGGUUGUUCCUGAUUAUUAUCGCCAUACUUCUUGAUUAAGCCAUAGCUAUGGGCUCGUUAAACCCCUCCAGUGGCAGAGAGGGAACAUACCAGCCCCCGAGCGUGUCAAAUCCUACACCAUUGACGGCGAUCCUAUGGGCGAUGUCUUCAAUCUAAGCUACAUCCGACGGGAUUCUUUUGCAUUGAGGCCUGGGCCCAAUCAUGAUUGAGAUGCACCGAUCUCCUGCCCUUCUAUGUCGAAAGUUGUCCUCACCCUCUCCCUGUUUUCUGUUCCCCCUUUUUAUGUAGGAGGAAGGGAAGGGGCUCUUUGUGGUGGCUGGACCAGGCUGGGGGCUUCUUGGAAUAACCCACGACAUUACUUUUUUGGGCACUUAAGCAUUUUUGAGUUUCAAUGCGUUGGCCAUUCAUCUGGUGAACAAGAGAGAGCCUGCAUACUCAUGUUCCACAGGAUUGUUCAAGUUGGUCUCUUGAAUAGUAACCAUUCUCUGUUCGAAUGCUGAAUCAGCGGGUGGCAUCC
Molecule: messenger RNA, 1714 nt
Organism: Aspergillus candidus
Lineage: Eukaryota; Fungi; Ascomycota; Eurotiomycetes; Eurotiales; Aspergillaceae
Product: putative cyclin-dependent protein kinase complex component
Exons: 1
Coding region: 479-1210 (243 amino acids)
Biological process (GO): regulation of cyclin-dependent protein serine/threonine kinase activity
Cellular component (GO): cyclin-dependent protein kinase holoenzyme complex; nucleus
Molecular function (GO): protein kinase binding; cyclin-dependent protein serine/threonine kinase regulator activity
Source: RefSeq, a predicted model, not a curated record